Ceratitis capitata (Mediterranean fruit fly) is the source of this 1963-nucleotide messenger RNA. RefSeq names its product transmembrane protease serine 9. Bases 31 to 1833 code for a protein of 600 amino acids. The record is from RefSeq and is a predicted model, not a curated record. The transcript is spliced from 2 exons. Gene Ontology annotation, molecular function: serine-type endopeptidase activity. NCBI's taxonomy places the organism in Eukaryota, Metazoa, Arthropoda, Insecta, Diptera, Tephritidae. Gene Ontology annotation, biological process: proteolysis.
GACAACAGUUAGUACUUGUUCAUUGCUAGUAUGAAGGUAUUCGUUUUAAUCGCAGUUUUCGUGGCUUGCGCCAACGCAUCGGUUUUCCAAAAAUCCGUGAUCGGUUUCCCCGGUGAUCAUGUGCCCGGUUUCCCCACUGGUCGUGUAAUUAAGGGUCAGGAUGCCGAGCCGCACUCUGCACCAUACAUCGUCUCGUUGAGCAGUAAGGCAGAGAGUCACUCACACAAAUGCGGUGGCACCAUCAUCUCGAAGGAAUGGGUUUUAACUGCUGGCCAUUGUAUUUCGACUGCUGUCGGCAUGGGUGUUAUUGCCGGUCUACACACACGCAGUGAUGUCAAUGAGAGGACACAAUCUCGUGUUGUGGACUUCGGUAAGGUGCACCCCAACUUUGGUGGCGGUGUUGGUCCCUACGAUAUUGCCAUAUUGCACGUAUCGGAACCCUUCGUCUUCAACGAGUGGGUAAGUCCCGCCACUUUGCCACAACGUGAAGAAAUCCACAGUGGCGAAACUCAUCUUUAUGGUUGGGGACAAGUGAAAGCAUUUAAUUUUAAUGCUGCCAAAAUUUUGCAAACCGUCCAAAUUGAGAUCAUUGAAUAUAACGAAUGCAAGGAAACGCUCUCCGAAAGUGCUCCACUCGAAAGCACCAACAUCUGCACAUCUUCGUUGAGCCAGGGUAUUUCCGCUUGCAAUGGCGACUCUGGUGGCCCAUUGGUGAAGGAAUAUGAAAAUGCGCCUUCAGAAUUGAUCGGUAUUGUAUCGUGGGGCUACAUUCCUUGUGGUAUGGCCAAUUUGCCAUCGAUCUUCACACGUGUUUCAUCGUACAUUUCAUGGGUGGCUCAAGUUCAAAGCGCUUUCUAUACCCUGUACGUGUAUGUGCAAAAUGGUCAACGACAAUCAGUAACAGGAUGCAUGCACUUCAAGCCCGAUAAGUUGAUAAGACGCUUCGAUAGGCAUUGCAAAUAUCAUAUAAAUACCUCGGCUUGGUCGAAGGAAAAUCAAAACGAAACAAGUGUUCGUAUCAAAAUGAAGUUCCUAAUCGUAUUCGCAUUCGCAUUAGUGGCCAGUGCUAGCGCUGCCAAUUUGGACGCCAUCUCGCAACCGGCAUUCGCCUCAGGACGCAUCAUCAAUGGCUACGAGGCGCAGAAAGGCGAAGCACCAUUUAUUGUUUCAUUGAAAACAAGCUCCCACUUCUGUGCUGGUUCUAUUAUCGAUGAAAACUGGGUACUUACCGCUGCCCACUGUUUGGUCUAUAACAGCUUCCAAGUUGUGGCUGGUCUGCACUCGCGCAACGAUGAAUCUGAUGUGCAGAUACGCAAGGUGACCAGCAAGUCGCAGUACAUCGUACAUGAGGAAUAUGGCGGCGGCGUUGGUCCCAACGACAUUGGUCUUAUUUACAUACCCGAUGGUUUUGAUUUGACUGCACUCGCACGUGACGGUAGUGCACCUGUUGACAAGGUAUCUCUGCCUUCAGGUAAAUACGAAAGCACUGGUGAUGGCAAACUCUUCGGUUGGGGACGUGACAAUUCCGGUGCUUUGCCCAAUGUGCUACAAACCUUGGAUGCCCAAAUCAUUGGCUACAGUGAAUGCAAGGCUGCUUUGCCCCUUUUGGCACCUAUCAAGGAUGUGAACAUUUGCUCAUACACUGCUGGCACCACCGACGGUGCUUGCAAUGGUGACUCAGGUGGCCCCUUAGUGCGUAAGACUUCAGAUGGUUACGAACAGGUUGGUAUUGUGUCAUGGGGUUACACACCAUGCGCCACCAGCAAGUACCCAUCGGUUUACACCAGUGUCGCUGCUUACCAAAAGUGGAUUAAGGAGCAGAUCAAUGCCUGAGUUAAACUUUGAACAAACGAAAUUUGAGUAGUAAUAAAAUUAUUUUUUGUGCAAACAAAAAUUAAAGUUUUCAUUAAUGUAAAAAUGUAAAAAAAUAAAUGAAGUAGGACUAAUUGGGUCGGUAUGCGUA